AUGGCAACAGGGAAAUACCACAUUCGGCAGUGCAUUCUAUGCGAACUCCUGCGAGAAAAAAAGGCUUCGAAAUCACGAGAAUUAAUUUGCAGUGCUCUUGGUGCCAACGUUGUGUCUUAUGAAAUGUGUAAUUAUUGGUACAAGCGUUUCAGAAGUGUCGUGUUUUUCUUUGCAAUUCGUCAAAGUCGAUGCCAUCACCGGAGAUCAACCCAAGAAGCACGCAAAUAUAACCAUUUCCUUCCACUUGAAUAUUCCAAGUACACAAUGUGUGCCACAUCUUGGCUUCGGCAUCACUCAGCAAGCCUACCCCCCAACACACCACACGAUUUUACGGUCACGGUCGCAUAA
This is a messenger RNA of Mesocestoides corti, 348 nucleotides long. NCBI's taxonomy places the organism in Eukaryota, Metazoa, Platyhelminthes, Cestoda, Cyclophyllidea, Mesocestoididae. The record is from the annotation of a GenBank genome assembly.